Molecule: messenger RNA, 476 nt
Organism: Amoebophrya sp. A120
Lineage: Eukaryota; Dinophyceae; Syndiniales; Amoebophryaceae
Source: the annotation of a GenBank genome assembly
CUCAGUCUCGUCGUCCUGAUGCAUUGAUCUAUCAUCGCAUACUGGCAACACGAGGUGACAUAUCGGUCGUGAUGUCAUAUGAUCGGUGACGAAGUAGAAAGAAAUGGCGCCUUCACGUCGUUGAAGAUGAAAUACUUUCACUCGGCAACUCAGGGUCGUGGUCGUCGUGCUGGGACGACUUGAUUCGUUGUCGUGACAUUCAUGAUUGCACUUCAACAGUUUGUCUUCAUCGUUCACCCGAAGAAACUGCGCCGUCAGGUGCACUAUCCUGCGCAAAAGCAUCGCACUCGUAGUUGUAAUCCUAAUCGCAGUCAUGCAUUACAAAUCUCCAUCCCAAGGCAAAUCAACAUGACAAAUUCCAUUUCUCAUGCUGAGCUAAUUUGUCAUGCGAUUUAUACUAGUACGAUUAUAGUUUUGCAAAUGCAUAUGCACCUGCACCGUCACGUCGAUUACUUCCGCUAUUUUCCGGAUCUCCU